UAUACCUCACGCGUUCUUUUAAAAGCAGACGUCAUCUCAGGGUAAGAAUCACAGCUCUCCAGAAUUUCGACUGACUUUUGUUACAAAUCCAGCUGUAUUUCCAAACUUGUUAAUUUUCUUUAAAGAAGUAUUAUUUUGAAUUAUGUCUGACUUUACAGGAAGAUCUGCAGCUAUAAGUUCUCAGGUUCUAUCCACGUUGUUCGAUCGGGCAGUCUCAGAAGAUCCAAACAUUGUCUUAGAGUCGGAAUUUAUAAGCGAUCUUGCCAAUACUCAGGAGACAUACCAGAACCACACAGGAUUAAACAAUACAAUUGAUAACCGGGAGAAUCCUAGGAAGAACCGCUUGUCAUUGAAUAAAAAAAGAACUGACUCUGAAGCUAUCAGAUCAUCACAGCUGGUGAAUGCGGCUCUGACACCAUCCGGUUCUGUUCAGACAGGAGUACACAGCAUAACCCGUGAUGAAGACGUAAUUCUCAUCUCGUCUGAAUCGGAAGACGAACCUGUGGCAGACCUGCCUUCAGGGCAGAGAUUUGAUUUCAUCUCCGUCACGCCUCCUCCCACACCACGGCAGGCUGCCAGGGCAAGGCCAGACAUCGAACAGAGAGCAGAACCUGAACCUGAACCAGAACCUGAAGCGGAUCCGGAACUAGAACCUGAAGCGGAACCGGAACCAGAUCCUGAAGCGGAACCGGAAGCGCUACCUGAGAGGCCUACUAAUUCUCUCCAGCCAUCUUCUGGACCCAGGGGCUGGGAGAGGAAGAGGAGAGCACAUAAUCUCCAAUUCAGAACCGUUUUAUUAGAUGGAAUGAUUACAGAAUCUUUCAUGCUGCUGGACAGACCUCCUACGGACAGAGGACGACGACGACGACAAGCUCUGGCUCGCAACCGAGAACAAGUUAAAAUCCUGCUACAAGCCAGCAGAACAGUGUUGCAUAAUCUUUCCUCCGAUGCAAAGGUGAUUGUGAAAUGAAUCAUGUAUGAUUUGUCUCUUAUAACUCAGUAAAGAAUGGAACACCAACAAGCUAGAGUUGAAUCAUCUCAAUCAGAUUAUUCUCAACAAAUAGCUGACAAUAUCCAAACUCUGCAAACACUUGCAUUAGCAUUGAAUACAGGGGGAAAUGACUUUUCACAGAGCCCUGCUCUUAGCCCUGCUAGAUCAUCAAUCUCUGAUAUUUUAAACGCAUCUGAAGUCUCAGACUAUUUCAGACAAAUUAAUGAUGCAGUCCGCGGUUUAAAUGACUACAUAUCUCCGCAAAACUCACCCAAUGGUUCACCGGCUACCUCAUUUGCGUUGGAUGAAACUUUUCAAAAUACAGAAUCUCAAUCAGAUUAUUCCCAACAAAUUAUUAAUUCCAUCCAGAUUCUACAAACAAUCGCUUCAGCUUUGAAUACCGGUGAAAAUAACUUUUCACAGAGCCCUGCUCUUAGCCCUGCUAGAUCACCAAUCUCUGAUAUUUUAAACGCAUCUGAAGUCUCAGACUAUUUCAGACAAAUUGACGAUGCAGUCCGCGGUUUAAAUAACUGUAUAUCUCCGCAAAACUCGCCCGUUGGUUCAUCGGCUACUUCGUCUAGCAUUUCAUUAGAUGAAGGUUUUCAAAAUACUGAAUCUAUGUCACCAUCUGAAACAGUUUCUGCAGCAGAUGAUCAAGCACAGCAGCAACAGCAGCGAGGAGGUAAUCUAGAUCAAAAUCAGAGAAUUGAACGUCAGCGUUUCAAUAACAUUGAAAUAAGGAGAUCGUUAUCAAUCGCGCCUCCAACCCAAACUGUACCUGACAUCGCUGAAUUCUACACCGCAGUUAUGAAUGUUUUAACUGAUCUGGCUAAUACUGCAAGAUCAAUAGCUGAUCGUAAUGACGUUGUACAGUUAGAAUUAGUGUGGGGUAAUAUUUCUCAUCACAUAAAUAUCUCCGUUACUGAUAACGACGCAAUCCUGCCUGCAUUUGAGGAAUUUUUAGAUGAGCUGGUUCAAUCUAAUGCAGAGCUGCCCUCAGAAAGUAAUUUGGAGCUGAUUCUCCAGAUAGUCGGGAAUCCUACAGGAGGUUCAAAACGUAAGGCUGAAAGAACAUUGGAAUGUGAAUUGAUUAAUAAGAAGAGGCGUCACCUGUAUAUUGUAGAAAAUACAGGAAAUAAAUUGUGUUUUGCUACCAGCCUUGCACAUGUAGCUCACCCUGAAUUUACAGAUAAACAAGCUCUUGAACAGGGAAGAAAGUGGCAGCAUCAGGCAGGUCUAACUGAUCAGACAGCGGUUACAUUCAGCGACGUCGCAAAGUUUGAAAACAUUCUACAAAGAAAAAUUGUAGUGUUUCAUCGAACCUCAAAAGAUAGGGCUUUAUCUAAAUUUGAAACAGAUUUCCAAAAUCGUUCAAAUCCCUGCUUUCUCCUCCUCCAUAAUAAUCACUUCUAUGGCAUUAGGAAUCUUGCAGGUUUUACCGGGUCGAGAUAUAUUUGCAAAUUUUGUUACGGCGGUCAUAAUAAUUCUAACACCCAUCAUUGCCAAGGUUACUGUGGUGUCUGCUGUGGCUACAGCUGCAGACAAUUGCAGUACAACCCAGUACACUGCGAUGACUGUAACAGAAUAUGUCGAAACUCUACAUGCUUCGAUAGGCACAAAGAACCUCGCAACAGACCUCAUGCUGAAAUGCGUGUAAGCGAUUGCGAGACGAUCAAAUUUUGUUCUACGUGUAAAAGGUUGUAUCGCGUUCCUAUGAACAAAGAGAAAACUUUACACAUUUGCGAAUCAAAAUGUGUCAUUUGCGGUGAAAAAAAUCUACCUCCUGGUACAGAUGUAACUCUUAACGAUCAUCAAUGCUACAUUCAAACCAGUACUAUUGAUGACAAACUUCAUGACAAACUAGUGUUUUACGAUUUUGAAACAUUUGUCGAUCAGAGCGGCGUACAUAAACCCUUUCUAGUCUGUUCAAAAACUGUUAAAGGUGUUGAAUGGCACGCUUAUGGCCUGGAUUGUGCACAGCAAUUCCUUCUUCAUUUCCGAAGACCAAUGUUUAAGGGACACACCUUCAUCGCACAUAAUGCACGUGGGUUUGAUAGUUAUUUAUUGCUUAACUCUAUGGUGCAGUUAGGUAUCAAGCCUUUUCUAAUCAUGCAAGGAGGAAAAGUUCUUUGUUUUACAGACCCCGAUUACAAAUUGAAAUUUAUUGAUAGCCUGUCAUUUCUGACUAUGAAACUGAGUGCCAUGCCGAAAGCACUGGGCUUCCAUGACCGCUCGAAAGGAUAUUUUCCCCACGAAUUUUCCGCUGAAGAGCAUCUCAAGUAUGUGGGUGUGUUUCCUCCUUUAGAUUCGUACGGCGUCAAACUUAUGAAUCCUGAUGAGAGGCAGAAAAUUACUGACUGGUACGGUGAAGCAUCCAAAGGCAUUUUUGACUUUGAGAAAGAAUCCCUGCAUUAUUGCAAAAAUGAUGUGGACAUUCUUUUUCAAGGUUGUGUUAAAUUCAGAGAGGAGUUUUUUAAGGAGACAAAUGUGGAUCCCUUUAAGAACAUCACAAUUGCUUCUGCAUGCAUGCAGGUUUUUGUGACCAAUUUUCUUCCGGAGAAAUCCUUGGCGAUCCCAUCCGCUGUAGAUUACAGGCGUGGGUCCAAAACUUUCUCCAAUGCUUCAAUUCAGUGGCUAGAGUGGAAGAUGGACAGUGAGAACUUACAUAUUGAGCACGCGCUAAACUCGGGCGAACGCAAAAUCGGACCCUAUUUUGUCGACGGAUUCGCAGUAAUCUCAGGUUUAGCCACCAUAUUCUCUUUCAACGGGUGUCUUUACCAUGCCUGCCCUCGGUGUUUCAAGCAGACUGAAGUGUGUCCUUUGAGAAAAGUACCGUUUGAACAAAUUUAUGCAGCUACGGUUGAAAGAUCUAAGAUUCUGCAAGCCGUUUAUGGUGUUCGAGUCGAGACUGUGUGGGAACAUGAGUGGGAUGAAAUGAAAAAGUCUGAUCCAGGGGUAAUCAGAUUCCUGGAAAAAUUUGAUGCGCCAGAACCUUUGGUCCCUCGGAACGCUCUGUACGGAGGUCGAACUUGUGCUCUAAAGCUCAGGUUCACAGCUGGACCGGGUGAGUCUGUGCAUUAUGUGGACUUCACAUCUCUCUACCCUUAUGUAAAUGCUACGUGUGAAUAUCCGCUAGGUCACCCCACCCUCAUUUACAAAGAUUUCGAUGAUCCAGUCAACUAUUUUGGUUUUAUCAGAGCUACCGUUUAUCCUCCACGAGGCCUGUUUUUUCCAGUUCUACCCUACAAGACAUCUAGGGGUAAGCUAGUUUUCACUCUUUGCCGCACAUGUGCAGAUAUUAACAAUCAAUCGGGGAUCUGCACCCAUGAGGACGAGGCUCGAUCUCUGACAGGUGUUUGGGUGAGUGCGGAGUUUCAAAAAGCAUUGCAAUGCGGUUAUCGUCUUGGAAAAAUCACUGAGGUCUGGCAUUUUGAGAGAAGCAGUAGCUCGAUCUUUAAAGGCUACAUUCACACCUUUUUGAAGGGGAAACAGGAAGCCAGCGGUUAUCCCCCUGAAGCGAUGGAUCAGGAGAGCAGGUUGAAAUAUGUGAGAGAUUAUCAAAUUAAUCAAGGUAUUCAACUAGAUGCUGGGAAAAUUGAGGUGAACCCUGCUAAAAGACAAGUAGCUAAACUGUGUCUCAAUAGCUUCUGGGGAAAGUUUGCGCAAAGAAAUGAUCUCUCUCAGACCAGCUUUGUAAGUGAUCCUGAUGAAUAUUUCAAUUUUUUUUUCUCAGGUAAAUACGUGGUGAAGUACUUUCACUUUAUCAACCCUGAAACCUGUCUGAUCCAGUGGAAUUACAGCAAACGUUGCAUCAUUCGUCCUAACAAAUCAAAUAAUAUUUUCAUCGCAGCAUUUACCACAGCUUAUGCUCGUUUAAAACUUUUCAGCUGUCUGGAGCGAGUGCAGGAUAAGAUUCUCUACAUAGACACAGACAGCCUGAUCUAUGUGGUAAAAGAUGGUGAGAGUCCUCUAGAACUGGGAAAUUAUCUCGGUGAUUUAACCGACGAAUUAGGAGGUGACACCAUUCAGGAAUUUGUAGCAGCGGGGCCUAAAAGUUAUGCUUACCAGACAAAAAAUCAAAAGAAAGUGGUGAUCCGGGUGAAAGGCAUCACUCAAACUUAUGAGUGCAGCGAGAGAGUCAAUUUUGACAGCAUCAGAGAGCUGGUGGGAGGGUACUUAGAGGGGUCCCGACACGGUGUUAUCAAAACACCGCAACACACCAUAAAACGCGAUAAAAAAGGGUUCGUUUUAAGAAACGCGACAUUUCUUAAAAGGUUUCAGGUUGUGUAUGACAAACGCAGGCUUUUUCCUGAUGGUUCAACUCUACCUUUUGGUUAUUAGAGUUUAAGAGACAAGGAAAAAAUAAAAAAAUAAAAAUGCCUUAUUCCAACGAUGUUCAAGAGGUAUACUUUGACCCUAGGUUCAAUUCACCUUUCUCAUGUAUGAUCGUGGGGGCAAGUGGCUGUGGAAAAUCAUACUUUGUAGGGAAAAUGUUGCAAAAUCUUGAGCAUGUCAUGAAUGUUGUACCGGACAAUAUUGUUUGGAUUUUUACUUCUUUUCAACCAUUAUAUGCUGAAUUGCAAAAACUGAAUAAAAAUAUUAAA
Xiphophorus maculatus (southern platyfish) is the source of this 5595-nucleotide messenger RNA. RefSeq names its product translation initiation factor IF-2-like. Gene Ontology annotation, molecular function: DNA-directed DNA polymerase activity; DNA binding; nucleotide binding. The record is from RefSeq and is a predicted model, not a curated record. The coding region runs from base 1007 to 5332 and encodes 1441 amino acids. Gene Ontology annotation, biological process: DNA replication. The transcript is spliced from 7 exons. Lineage: Eukaryota; Metazoa; Chordata; Actinopteri; Cyprinodontiformes; Poeciliidae.